AUGACCAGCUUGGUUCAGAGAAGUUUACUGCAAGUUUGCAUUACACUGGCAUUGUACUUCAACAUCUCACAUCCGGUUUGCCUCUUCCAAGGAAUCAAAGUGAACUACCACAACAUGAACUUUCUGUGCAAAAUGGGUGGCUAUUUUUCUCAGCAAUGUCUCAGCGAAACAACUGAUUUCAGAUUCCCCAUGGAGAUUACCAAGGUCACAGAGAAGAAUGUCACAAUGAUCGUCUACGAGUUCCUCCAACAGAUCUUCCAACUAUUCAGCAGAAAUCUUCCUGUUGGUGCUUGGAAUACAAGCAAGAUUGAGAAAUUCCAGAAUGGAAUUCAUCAGCAAAUUGAAGAAUUAGAGAUGUGUUUGUCAGAAGAGCGAUCAAAAGCAGGAAGGAGGUUUCAAACAUGGAUCCUAAAAAGCACUACAUUCAGCAUGAAAAAGUACUUCCAAAGAAUCACCAAUUUCCUAAAAGAUAAGCAAUACAGCCACUGUUCCUGGGAAGCAGUCCAAAUGGAAUUGAGAACAUGCCUUAUAAUUUUUGACAGCCUCAUGAAAAAAACCACGUCAUAA
Messenger RNA from Eurypyga helias (sunbittern), 567 nucleotides. RefSeq names its product interferon beta-like. Gene Ontology annotation, cellular component: extracellular region. Gene Ontology annotation, molecular function: type I interferon receptor binding; cytokine activity. The coding region runs from base 1 to 567 and encodes 188 amino acids. Gene Ontology annotation, biological process: B cell proliferation; adaptive immune response; response to exogenous dsRNA. NCBI's taxonomy places the organism in Eukaryota, Metazoa, Chordata, Aves, Eurypygiformes, Eurypygidae. The transcript has a single exon. The record is from RefSeq and is a predicted model, not a curated record.